AUGAAUAAAUUCAAUUUUGGAGAAUAUAAAGAAAAUAAUAUAUUAAAUACAAAAAAUGAAUUAAGUAAUGGAAAUGUUUUAAAAGAUGAGGAGAAUUUAAAUAUUGAAAAUCAAUUAUAUAAUGAAUUUGAAUUAGAAAUUGAUGAUGAAAUUAUUUCUAAUUUAACUUCUCGUGUGUAUAACAAAAAUAUUAGGCAUAAAAUAAUAAAAGUAAAUAAUUUAAUGGAUGAAAACUUAUAUAAAUAUAUAGUAAAUAACGAAGAAAGUGAAGAAAAAGAGAGUAGCCAUAUUUCAAAUAACUCUAUUCAUAAUGAUGAUAAAAAAAAAAAUAUAUCUAUAAACUCAUCAAAUGAAUUAUAUAAAAAUGAGAUAGAAGAAAAUAAGAAUACAUGUAUUUACGAAGAAUAUAAUAAUUUAAAUAAAAUGAAAAUAAUGAAAUGCUUAAAUGAAAACAUAAAUGUGCAUAAUAAUAGAAAAAAAAAUGUAUUAUACUUAUGUUAUGACGAAAAAAAUGAUGAAUGUGACAUUUGUGAUAGAUAUAUAAAAAAUUAUAUGUCAAAUAUGCAAGCUUCAAAUUCUCUUAACAUAAAAAACUUGAACGAUUUAGAUGAUUAUUUUUUUAUUCUUGGUUCUACAUCUAACUCAAGGAAAUAUAUUUUAAAAAAAAGCAAUUUAAAUUUUUUAUCCAUUCAUAUAAAAAUUGAUGAAAAAAAAAUUGGAUGCAGAAAAAGUCAUGAUCCUUUUACAUUAACAUCAAAUAUUUCUAUAGCAAAAGGAUUGAAAUUAUUGAAUAUAAUUAAAAAUAACACAAAAUUAAGAAAUAGAAUUUUGGAGUUGAGCAAAAACAAGAGACUACUAUUAUUAGUAGGUGAUGAAGUAAUCUACUGUAAUAAUAAAAUAUAUGAAAAACCAAAGGAUGAAAAAGAGGCAUAUGAUUUUCUUAAAUCAUAUAACAAUAACAAAUGCUUUAGCUAUAGUUGUAUUACAUUAAUUGAUUUUAAAACUGAAAGAAUUAUAACUGGAAUUGAUGAAUCCGUUAUAAAAAUAUGUGAUAUGAAUGAUAACAUUAUAAAUAAAAUAUUGGAAGAUUUAUCUAUAUAUUUUUGUGCUGGUGCAUUAAAAAUAGAAAAUACUUUUAUGCAUAAAUAUAUAAAUGAAAUAAAAGGAAAUAUUGAUAGUAUUUUUGGCUUAUCAAUAAAUCUUUUAUUUCACUUGGUUAAUUUCUUAUAG
Messenger RNA from Plasmodium relictum, 1230 nucleotides. RefSeq names its product Maf-like protein, putative. Lineage: Eukaryota; Apicomplexa; Aconoidasida; Haemosporida; Plasmodiidae. The transcript has a single exon. The record is from RefSeq and is a predicted model, not a curated record. Gene Ontology annotation, molecular function: nucleoside triphosphate diphosphatase activity. Bases 1 to 1230 code for a protein of 409 amino acids.